UUCAGGGACUUACCGGAAACCAAACUUUUUCUUCAAAACUUGUUUCGUAGCUGAGUCGAACGCGUCGAAAGAGGAAAGAAAGAGACAAGAACGUUCCGCGUCCAAACUUUUACAGUUCCUUAUUUUCUUCCUCAUAUUCGCGUCAUGUUGGAUAAUAGUUGGUUGCUGUCUAAAAGAAGUGAAAUACUGACUUUUUGUCAAGGAUAACGGCCGCCUUCGAGUGUUAUUCCUCCACACAUAGUAUAACGGAUAUUCGUUUUUAUCAUGGAAGACGAAGUGAAAGAGGACCCCACCAGGCCCAACGAGGACCCAACCAGGUCCAAAGAGACCAUGUCCACAUGGAAGGCCGGUUGGGUGAAAAAGGCCUCAGGCAGGUUCCUGGCCAGCUAUAAGGACCGCUACAUCCAGGUGCAGAGGACAGAGCUUGUGGUGUACGAGAAUGAGGACCUUGCGACCUACUUGGAGAAAGUGGACCUGGAAAACUACGAUAAGUGCCACGAGUUGAGGAGCGCCUUCACGAAGAAGAAUAGACUGGUGUUGAUACGAGCGGCCAAAUCAGGGAAUAAGGUCCAUGAUGUCAAGUUCCAGGCUCAGAACCUGGAGGAGAAGGAGGCUUGGAUUAAGGCCUUUAGUGACGGCAUCAACAGAGCAAAGAAUAAGAUAUUUGACGAGGUGAAGGUAGAUGAGACCAGUCAGCUGGAGCAUGCGACACGCACAAGGGCGAAAGGAAACCGUAACAGAAGACCACCGACCAGGAUACACAUGAAAGAGGUUGCCAACGUCUCAUCAGACGGCAUUCUCCGGCAUGACCUGGACGCGGUGGAUGCCAGCAUCCCCAACGGGACACACCACAUCACCACAGACACCACUGAGACUCCCAAAAAGGCUGUGAAGCCCCCCAUGCCCCCCACGUCCAAACCCAGCGAGGCCCCAGAGGAGUGUCAGACCACCCAGAGCCCUGACGAAGGUCUGCCGUCUGAAACGGAGCCCAGUCCCCAGAAGGUCCUGGAGCCCCCCAUGCCGCCCUCCAAAGAGGUCGAGACGGCUGCUGCUUCUGCAGGGGACCAACUCUCUGAUGAGACUAGCACUGACAGAAGCCCAGAGAAAAAGGUCCUGAAGCCUCCUAUGCCGCCCUCCAAAGAGGCCAAGCCCACAGUGUCUGCCGAGGACCAACCACCUGAGGAGACCGCCCCUGAGAAAAAGGUCCUGAAGCCUCCCAUGCCGCCCUCCAAAGACACCAAGCCCGCUGCUCCAGCCGGAGACCAGCCCCCCAGGAACACCAGCCCCGAGGGCAGCCCAGAGCAGUGCUUCGAGUCUGGGGUCGAGUCAGCACCACCACCCACCCCUCCCGGCAAACCCAUCGGCGGCUCCACAGACAACCUGGCCGAGGCCUCCCAAUCCAGCCAGGAACACAGGUCGCCCACCCCACCAUCCAAAGACAAGAAGCCCACUCAGACAGCCGUGCAGGAGGGUACAGAGGAGGCUAGUGGGAGGAGGAAGAAAAGUAAAGAGGAUGAGGCAGAGGAGAAGGAGGAAGAGGGUUCUGAAACGAUUGCAUCUGACGUUCAACAAAGCAGUAUCCCUGAGGGGGCUGAGGAUGAGGAGGAGUCUCCUUCCUCUCAGCUUACAACACCCAUGACCCCCCUAGAGGUCAAAGUUGAACCCUCUGUGACUGACCACCCAGAGGUCACCACCACCACCAUAGAAGAAGAGACGCAGAAAGUUGCAGAGCCCAUGGCUCAAGAACAAAAGUCUGCCCCUAGUGGUGGAGUGGAUAUAUCACCCAAUGAAGAACCUCAGACAAUGAAGUCUUCCCAACUCACAGUAACGCCGUCAGUUCAGACACCGGAGCCAAUCAAAAAGAGCCCUGGCCCUCCCGGACCUCCCAUAAAGAAGAAGCCCGUCGUCCUCCCUCCUCCCAAAGCAGUGGUGGUGGCUCAAGACGUCCACCUAAGCGAGCCUAAGAACCAAGCGACAGACAAAACCAAGAACAACAUCAUCACCACCACACCAGGAGAGAAACUCAACUCUAUCACUUCACCAACACCAGCCGUGGUGACCACAACCAGCCCGACUGAAGAAACAGAGGACCUGAAAGUUCCUGUGGUCGUUGCGACUAAGUCUGAGUUCCCAGUCGUAGUUCUCUCUCUGAGUGACCCUGAGCCAGACAGCUCCUGCUCCAGCCCCGUGUCCUGCCACCUCUCCCCGGAAAAGAAGAGUGAGCGUGAGGAGGAAAAGUCAGUCGACAGCGGCCAACACUCGGACAUCGAUGUCGACGAAGAAUGGUCAGAGAGCAGGGACACUUUGGCGGCCUCCACCGCUGCCCUAAUGGGCAGCCAAGCUGGCCUGGACGCGCUGAUGGAUGAGAGUCAAGACGGAGACACGGAGACCCCCAACAGCUUGGGACUCAGCACUGUGGAGGACUGCCCUUCUACGACCCAGACCCCCCAGGACAAUCCCUCUGGCCUACACCCCACCUUCCUCCAGGUGAGGGUCAGUCAGGCCUCCCAUUGUCCCCCCAUCCCCUUCAAACCCUUAGCCAAACUCAUGUCCACCUCUUUGGGGGAUCUCCUCUCUGAGGCCUCAUUGGGUGAAAACGUGAAACAGCCAAUCACAGACGUGGCCGUGACAAAGGCCACCGUGGGUCCUCAAGACUUGACAGAUCUUGAAAAUGAAGUGGCCCUGGAGCUGGAAAAUACAGGGGAGCUCCUGGGGAGCUUCGUCCCCAAAGGGAGCACCGAGGUUGGGCAGAACUCGGCCCUAGCGGGGGGCGAUGGCCUAGAGGACAGGUCGCCGGAGGAGAUGCUAGCCAGAGCCAUGGAGAAGCUGAGGAAAGCAGACCAGUUCCUCAGGCAGGCCAAGCGUAUGAAAGACUCAAAACAUUCUGAGAAUACUGCCAAGAGAAACAGCUGGUGAUUGUUAAAUAUGAAGGAGAAGUAGGGAAAAUGUAUUGAUUGAUGGUGAUGGAAAGUAGUAGCUUGGAAGGACGACAGGUGUUUUCUUAUUCUGGCUGAUUAUGCAGCAUAUUUAUGCAAGUAUUCUGCUGAGAUUUAGCUAAGUGCAAUUUUUUCAACUUUCACUUUUCUCCUGCAAAUGCAGGUUGAUUGUACUUUUUGUACUUAAACAUUUUUUUGAACAUUCCACAUUAAUCAUCAUCACUUUCCCAAGGAUAUUUACUUGAAUACUUACAACCCCCGAUCAAACUUUUUAAUGAUACAUUUAAGGAUGUUACAAAAUGGCGUAAGUCUUAGGGGAUGUCGGAAGUGCCUGCAACUUUUUGUAAUCCACGUUUUGAAUGGAUAUAGAUUGGUUUCCUUUGUAGUCCUCCUUGCCAAUCAAACCAUGAUGACAUUUGAAGUAAUCAUGUAUAAGGUGGGUUGUGUUUAUGUAGUUCAUGAAAAUAUAAUUUAAGUUAUUUGUCUUGAAUAACUACUUCCAAGUGUUAAAAGAAUAUUCAGGUAUUUUAUAAAAUGUCUGAGACAAGCUCUGCCAGUCCAAAUCUCAAUGGCAGGUUGUACAUCAAAUUUGACACCACACCUAUUUUACAAGCCUCCCUUCUGACCGCUAAGGGCCCCAUUUAUUCAACAUUUGCACUUUGCAUCAGGUAUCAAGAUUGCGCAGUAAGUUUACCAUCAGGUAUCAAGAUUGCGCAGUAAGUUUACCAUCAGGUAUCAAGAUUGCGCAGUACGUUUACCAUCAGGUAUCAAGAUUGCGCAGUAAGUUUACCAUCAGGUAUCAAGAUUGCUCAGUAAGUUUACCAUCAGGUAUCAAGAUUGCGCAGUAAGUUUACCAUCAGGUAUCAAGAUUGCGCAGUACGUUUACCAUCAGGUAUCAAGAUUGCGCAGUACGUUUACCAUCAGGUAUCAAGAUUGCGCAGUAAGUUUACCAUCAGGUAUCAAGAUUGCUCAGUAAGUUUACCAUCAGGUAUCAAGAUUGCGCAGUAAGUUUACCAUCAGGUAUCAAGAUUGCGCAGUAAGUUUACCAUAGGGAAUUGGACAUAAAAGGUUCAAUGAAAAGGCAAGAAUAACGGUUCUGAAAGUGAAUCAUUUAUCAAGUAUGUUCUAGCUUUGGUGUCUCAUCCAAUAAAAACAGGUGGAAACUUUUCACCAGGUCCAAAUGCAUAGCAAAUGUGCCCCUAACUCUGUUUUGGCAAAUAUCUAUACAGGCUAGGUUUAUAUACCAUUUCACAAAAGGGUUCAGACUGCACAUUGCAAAACAGGAACUACAUUCUUAGAAAAAAAUCUAGAACCUAAAUGGGUUCUUCGGCUGUCCCAAUAGGAGAACCCUUUGAAUAACCCUUUUUGGUUCCAGAAAGAACCCUU
Salvelinus namaycush (lake trout) is the source of this 4322-nucleotide messenger RNA. RefSeq names its product pleckstrin homology domain containing, family O member 2 (gene plekho2). Gene Ontology annotation, biological process: macrophage apoptotic process. The transcript is spliced from 8 exons. Bases 265 to 2916 code for a protein of 883 amino acids. NCBI's taxonomy places the organism in Eukaryota, Metazoa, Chordata, Actinopteri, Salmoniformes, Salmonidae. The record is from RefSeq and is a predicted model, not a curated record.